AUGGCCGGGCUUCAGCCCGAUAUCUACGCAGCGAUCAGCAUCACUUGGAUCGCGGCGUUUGUGGCGCUGAUUCUGCGACUCAAAGCCCGGGGGAUGAUGAAGACAAAGUUAUGGUAUGAUGAUUAUUUCGCCAUUGUCGCAUUGUUCUUCAUCACGAGUUAUUGUUCCGUCACCAUUUACUGGACCCAUAGCUUCAAGCUCGGACAGUCAAUCAGUACCGUAACAGACCCAACCGAAGUCGACUUCAUCCAAAGCCGAUCGCGAUUAUUACUCUGGAUCUGCGAACUCCUCUACGCUUCGUCGAUAGCCUUUUGCAAACUCGCCAUUCUAUUCUUUUACUGGCGCGUCUUCCAGUAUACCUCGAUUCGAUAUGCCAUUGUCGGGCUGCUCGUCGCCGUGAGCAUAUGGAUCACCAUCCGGACGUUCAUGGUGAUCUUCCAAUGCGUGCCGGUUCAGGCAUAUUGGGAUAAGAGCAUAACGAAUCCACGAUGCCCAUUCAACGAAGCCAAUUUCUUUUUCGCCACGAUUCUCGUACACACAACUAUGGACUGCAUCAUCUUGAUCUUGCCGGUUAUUGAAGUCAUGAAGAUGACGUUGCCUUUAUCGCAAAAGCUUGCUGUGGUGGGACUCUUCACCUCUGGAACUGUUGUCUGCGUUGCGUCGGUGUUUGUGCUGGUACAUUCGAAACACUAUAACCCUCGAACCGAUGACAUCCCCAGAGAUAUGGCUCAGAAUAUGAUGUGGGCUGCCGUUGAGAUAAACAUGGCAGUCUUCUCAGCCUGUCUCCCUAUGCUUCGUCCCAUAUUUCGCCACUUUCUCCCCGGCCUUUCAACAACAGAAGAGUCAGCUCAGGCACCUAUAAGCCUAAUUGAAAAAGCAGGAGCAUCGAAGAUCUGGUCGAUCCAAUCUACAUGA
Fusarium coffeatum is the source of this 915-nucleotide messenger RNA. RefSeq lists its product as uncharacterized. Lineage: Eukaryota; Fungi; Ascomycota; Sordariomycetes; Hypocreales; Nectriaceae. The transcript is spliced from 6 exons. Bases 1 to 915 code for a protein of 304 amino acids. The record is from RefSeq and is a predicted model, not a curated record.